Molecule: messenger RNA, 3703 nt
Organism: Mugil cephalus (flathead mullet)
Lineage: Eukaryota; Metazoa; Chordata; Actinopteri; Mugiliformes; Mugilidae
Gene: esrp2
Product: epithelial splicing regulatory protein 2
Exons: 15
Coding region: 187-2409 (740 amino acids)
Biological process (GO): regulation of RNA splicing
Cellular component (GO): nucleoplasm; ribonucleoprotein complex
Molecular function (GO): mRNA binding
Source: RefSeq, a predicted model, not a curated record
UCUCUGACCGCAAACUCUUCCGUGGCUCCUCUGAAAAUAAUCUCCCCCUUUUUUCUCUCUCCGUUUAUCUCAAUUGAGUUUCCAGCCCUUUUGUUCGCUCUCCUUAUCACUUGGAAAAGGUGAACCCUCGUGUUAUUUUUAUUUUAAUCUUUGCUUUAAUUGUAGUUUUUACCCUUGUGGUCCCUGAUGGCUUCGCACAGUGAUACUCUGGUGGUGUUCUUUGGGGCAACAGCUGGUGCAAAUGGGGGUAAACUGGGUUCGGAUGAGAGGGAAAUAAUUCUCUUGGUGUGGCAAAUUGUGGAUCUACAUGAGAAAAAGGUCGGGAAGCUUCACAAAUGUCUCGUCAAGCCGGACACUUUGGAGCUGACGGAGCAGUGUAAAGAGGAGACAGGACUGACUCUGGAUGAAAUCAUUAAAGCUGAGCCCCUGGACAAAGUUCUCCAACAGUUCCAGCAGUCGGUGUCAUCAGAAGUAAAAUGUCUCGGCAGGAACUCUUACACACUGUGCGUGAACAGUCCCCAUAUCAUUCGACAGGCCCUCCACCCCGAAGCUUCCAAAAAGAACCUCGUCCUACCUGAAUGUUUCUUUUCAUUUGUGGACAUCAGAAAGGAGUUUCACAGAUGCUGCCCAAAUGCCGGCACUGUGCAGAAGCUCACACUCGCCUCCAUGUUGGAGCAUGUUGGUCUUCCUGCUGUGUCAGAGCAGCUGAUGGGGGCGAGGGAGGUGGGGAGCAUGGUGCAACUCACCCUCAGCAUCCUGGCUGAGCCUUACAAUCACAAGUUCUCCUGUGUUGAAACAGUGAAGUACAAGUUUGACUCCGGCACAUGCAGUAAGACGGAGCCAGUGGACAGUGAGACGGUGAUCAGAGCACGGGGGCUUCCAUGGCAGUCCUCAGACCAAGAUAUCGCUCGCUUCUUCAAAGGACUCAAUAUUGCCAAGGGUGGUGUGGCCCUGUGUCUGAAUGCUCAGGGCAGGAGGAACGGAGAGGCCUUAGUUCGCUUUAUCAACUCGGAGCACAGAGACCUGGCCCUGGAUCGUCACAAACACCACAUGGGCAGCCGCUACAUAGAGGUUUACAAGGCCACAGGAGAGGAAUUCCUCAAGAUUGCUGGAGGUACAUCUAAUGAGGUGGCCCAGUUCCUGUCCAAGGAGAACCAGGUGAUCAUCCGUAUGCGGGGGUUACCGUUCACUGCUACGCCCCAGGAAGUGCUGUCCUUUCUUGGCCCUGAGAGCCCAGUUACAGACGGUGUUGAGGGUUUGCUCUUCGUCAAGUACCCUGACGGACGCCCCACUGGCGAUGCCUUCGUGCUCUUCUCUUGUGAAGAGUACGCUCAGAAUGCCCUGAAGAAGCACAAGCAGAUCCUGGGGAAGCGUUACAUCGAGCUGUUUAGGAGCACUGCAGCUGAGGUGCAACAGGUCCUGAACCGCUACAUGUCCACACCUCUAAUCUCCACACUGCCCCCUUCACCCAUCAUGCCUGUCCCGGUCCUCGCCACACCUCCCUUCCUUCCAGCAGCCAGUAGCACUCGGGACUGCGUUCGCCUCCGCGGUCUGCCCUACACUGCGGGCAUUGAAGAUAUCCUGGAGUUCAUGGGGGAGCACACCGUUGAUAUCAAACCCCACGGAGUCCACAUGGUCCUUAAUCAACAGGGCCGGCCCUCCGGUGAUGCCUUCAUCCAAAUGAAGUCGUCUGACAAGGCGUUUAUGGUAGCCCAAAAGUGUCAUAAAAAGACGAUGAAGGACCGUUACGUCGAGGUGUUCCAGUGCUCGACAGAGGAGAUGAGCAUCGUCCUGAUGGGAGGAACCCUGAACCGCAGCGGCCUUUCCCCCCCACCCUGCAAACUUCCCUGUCUGUCCCCCCCCACAGCCUACGCCGCCUUCCCCACCCCCCCGACCCUCCUCUCUGAGGCCCUCUAUCAGCCCCCUCUGUUGGCAGCUCCGAGACCCCCUCAGACCAGCGCGCACAACCCGGCUCACACUCUGGCCUACUACCCCCCUCAGCCACAUCUCUACAUGAACAUGAACAUGAACUACACAGCCUACUACCCAAGCCCCCCAGUUUCUCCCUCCACAGUCAGCUACUUCGCGGCUCCACCUGGAGCGGUGGCAGCAGUCGCAGCUCAGCCCCACCCCGCUGCAGCCGCUGCCUCCUCUGUGCUGCCCCAGCCCGGCGCCCUGGUCAGGAUGCAGGGUCUGCCCUACAAUACUGGAGUCAAGGACAUCCUCAGCUUCUUCCAGGGAUACCAGCUCCAGCCAGAUGCCGUUCUCAUCUUGUACAACUUCAGUGGUCAGUGCAGUGGCGAGGCCCUGAUCACCUUCCCUAGUGAGGAGAUGGCCAGGCAGGCCGUAGCCGAGCGCUCCAACCACCCCUUCUAUGGCCAGCAGGUCCACAUGGUCUUCUGUAACUGACGUGUCCUCUGUCUCUGUCCAACUCAGUCAAUUUAGCAUCCUCACGGACGCAUCUCUCCAGCUCCACUCGAUCCCAGCGCUCGUCACUGUAAAACCACCUUUUCCGUAAUCUGCUAUUCCUGAUUCCCACCCGACACCGCCGCCCUCGACACUCCUGAAGCUACUGUUGGAGGUUGGCCGUCCACAGAUGAAGCGCUCUUUAAAGUUUCAUGUCGGCAAAUGACUUUGCGGAUGUCGUGUAUAGCAUUUCUGUGUAGUUGCACCUACUGUAAUUACUGGUGGUGGAGAAGAGAUGUUGUGGAACCUGGAGGAAUAUUGAAAUGUAUAUAGAUAUGUGUACCCUCCCCCCUCCCUCGUCCACAUAAACCUGUACACAUGUUCAUCCUGAAAUGCUUGAGGCUGUAAAUCACUACCAAACACAAUAGUUUUCUGUACAUUUCUAAAUUGAUACUAGUAACCACUACAUGAUUUAGACUUUUCUGUGUAUGUGAACCUUUGUUAGCUCUAUGCAAACACAGCUGUGUGUCUGCGCAGGCUUGUUAUUUAUACUUUGACGGCCUUCAGAAAGCAGCAGUGCCAUUGAGAAGAGAAGAAAAAGCCAUACAGACUGACUUAGACUACUGAAACAACAGCACCUCUGCACUCUUCAACUGUCAUGAAUUAAUCUGAUCUUUGAGCUUCAUGGACUGAUUCCACACUACGCCACAGUUGGGCCAGUGUGUCCAGCUAAAACAUAACCUAGCUAUUUGUUAUGUUUUGUUAUUUUUCUGUAAAAAGCAUUUAAGGUUGACACACAGCAUGUCAUCCCAUUUUGAAGCACUACAGAUUUCUUUCUGCUUCAAAGAGCGAAGGAACGGAGCGUCUCAACCAGACUGGCAAGACAAAUUAAUUCUAUUUUUAUCAAUUUCAUUUCUUUACAAAAGCUGAGAUUUAGUUAUUAAGUGUUAAAGGACGUAGGUGUUUCCUGAACUGUUUUAUAAUGACCUACCUGAGCUACUGUAUCGCCUCCUUUCUUGUUUCCAGACUAUAGCUAUCAGUCUGUAGUUCCUGUAUGCUUUAGUUGCUGCUUCAAACCACAGUACUGUGGAAAACUGCUGAGUUUUUCCCUGUGACAGGUCUGCUGUCUUAGUUUUUCAUCUUUACUGUGCCUACAUUCCCCAGAGUGCAAUGCUGGCCCAAGUGAGGCUCGGUCGGCCUCUGGCGGCAGUGGAAAUAUUUCUUUUGUUGCAAGUUUGACACUUGCAUGAAUUUAGAUCUGUGUAUAGGCUGUAAACAAUAAACAUGUUGACACUGA